Messenger RNA from Penicillium griseofulvum, 627 nucleotides. RefSeq lists its product as uncharacterized. The transcript has a single exon. The record is from RefSeq and is a predicted model, not a curated record. The coding region runs from base 1 to 627 and encodes 208 amino acids. Lineage: Eukaryota; Fungi; Ascomycota; Eurotiomycetes; Eurotiales; Aspergillaceae.
AUGCCCUCCCGUCAACUCCUUUCAACCCUAAUAACAUCCCUCAGCAAUACUCGCUGGACCCUAACCCGAACCCUCCGAAGCGACAAUCCCCUCGACCUAAACGGCGAGCUCCGCGGCACCGCAACCUUCACCGCACAACCCACCACAACCCCCGACCGCGACUGGCUGUAUUGCGAAGAAGGCGAGAUACCGAGCAAUGUCGGUGUAGGAGCCUUGCAGCCGGGCCUACGAUGGACAAAGAAGUACAUCUGGCGCCUAGCUAACGACAGCGGACGCGUCAGCGUCUGGUUCGUGAAAGUCGCGGGCCCAGAAGAAGCAGACUACCUAUUCCACGAUUUCGACUUUGAUUCAGGCUCCAGCUCGCCCCCAGAGACCGCGCCCGAGUCUACGCAGAAGGAUCCAGAAGAAUUCAUCGCCCCGCCCAUGCCGCCCACUGUCUCGACCGGUGAAACUACUGUGCUCAAUGCCAGGGGUAACCAUCUCUGUAUCAACGAUAUGUAUCGCACGGCGUAUGCAUUCCGCAUUGCGCCCGAUACAGGGGAGGUGCUCAGCUGGGCUAGUCGACAUGUUGUGCGAGGCCCGAAGAAGGGGCAGGAGAUUGUUAAUCGGUAUGAGAAGGGGGCAUGA